Astrephomene gubernaculifera is the source of this 20448-nucleotide messenger RNA. Lineage: Eukaryota; Viridiplantae; Chlorophyta; Chlorophyceae; Chlamydomonadales; Astrephomenaceae. The record is from the annotation of a GenBank genome assembly.
CUUACUGUUACAUACAAUACCCAUGCCCGUUGUUGCUGCGAGCGCGGUUAAGAAGCCUCGAAGUCGAUUGUGCGUCUACUACGCUUACGCCGUCAAUAAUACCGCAUUACACCGUAUGUAACGCCUUAACGUAGUGUGUGCUAAACGUACGAAAGAUUCAUGCCUGCUUUACUAGAGGGCCCGUCGUCAUGAUACUUGUCAAGGGACAGCCAUUUGUUGAUAGGCUGUGCAGGCAUUCUUAGUCCAUGUUGAUACCACAGCUAGCAUGGACCUUUGUGCUUGGGGCCCUGGCGGUAUACUGCGUUACAGAAGAGUCAAUAUAUAAUGGCUUUACCUACUACGCGGACAGCAGCCUGAGUGGUAAAGAUGUAAAGUAUACUUGGCCGACAGCAGGAGUUUCGUCUUGGCAGGCCUGCGCGCAUUUAUGCCAGACUACCGCUAACUGCGGAGGCUUCACAUACAAGGGUAGCCCGUUAGCAGAAUGCCAGCUGAAGGAGUCUCCUGUGGAGGUGUUGCUUGGCAGCACCUCCACGGCUGGAGCAAUCACAGGACUCAGAAGAGAGGCCCACCUACACGACAUCGAAUCCAGCACCGCUGCACUCCAUGAAGGGGGUGACGUGGAGGCCGUUGUUGGAGCCAAAGCGGCGCGGCAGGACCCAACUGGUGGUGCCUGGGAGCCGGGGGACUCACAGCAUGAGAGGAAGGACCGCUUCCUCCUGAACCUCCUGCAGCCUCCACCACCACCUUCUUUACUGUUGGACCUGCUGUCACCAUACUUGGGCGGAGGCACGCCAUCGCCGCCGCCUAAACCCCCAUCCCAGCCAGCAGGGUCGCCAUCUCCCAUGUCAGCACCACCCCCACACCCCUUGUCAGGAUCACCGCCACACCUCUUGUCAGGAUCACCGCCAGGCCCCAGUCCAAUGCGUCCUCCGGCUCCUAUGCCUGUGGCCAGGCCCCCGCCUUCAGGGAGUCCUCCGGCUUCUGGCACUGCACCUCCGCAUUUCAGUCCGCCCGCUCCUAGCCCAAAAGGUCCUUCCCCUUCCCCGGGCCCUGUCGCCAGCCAGCUCACCCCUCCACCAUCUCCUUCCCCAUCCCUGGGCAUGCCCAGCCCUGGCGUGCCCCCUCUGUCGGCAGAGUCGAACUACCCUCCAUCGGACCCUGAUACAAGCCAGCCCACCCCUCCCCCAUCCUCCUCCCCAGCCACGGCUAGCCCCAGCCUAUCCACUCCCCCGGCCCCAAUUGCAAGCCAGCCCAUCCCUCCAAACUCCUCAUCACCUUCCCUGGCCAGCCCCGUCCCAUCUCCUCCAUCAGAGUUAAACUACCCUCCGUCGGACCCUGCUGCAAGCCAGCCCACCCCACCACCAAACUCAACGCUUUCCUCCCUGCCACCGCCCAUAUCAAGAAGGCCGCCAAGCCCUGAUGAUUUUCCUCCAUCAGAGCCUGACCCACCCACUGCUGACCCGCCUCUACCCCCUAGUGCUAUUGAUGGGUAUCCGCCCCCAGGCCUUGAGCCGCCCGAGUCCCCAAGUUAUGAACAGUUCCCACCAAUUGCCCCGCCACUGCCUCCUAGCAGUCGUCAGCCUCCCAACUCAACCCAUCAGCCAAGCCCCAGCCCAACCUCGGCCCGGCCGCCAAGCCCUAGCCCACUACCACCUCCCAGCCCAAGCCUGACCCAGCCGCCGAGCCCUAGCCCUCCACAACCUCCCAGCCCAAUCCCAAGUUUGGACCAGCCGCCGAACCCGAGCCCACCACUAUCCGCAAACCCUAACCCACCCCAGCCACCAACCUCUCCUUCACCUCCAUCCCCCAGCCCUAGUCCUCCCCAGCCGCCAAGCCCUCCCUCACCACUAUCUGCAAGCCCCAAUCCACCCCAGCCACCAACCUCUCCGUCACCUCCAUCCCCGAGCCCUGGCCCUCCCCCGCUGCCAAGCCCUCCCUCACCACUAUCUGCAAGCCCCAACCCGCCCCAGCCACCAACCUCUCCGUCACCUCCAUCCCCGAGCCCUGGCCCUCCCCCGCUGCCAAGCCCUCCCUCACCACUAUCUGCAAGCCCCAACCCGCCCCAGCCACCAACCUCUCCGUCACCUCCAUCCCCGAGCCCUGGCCCUCCCCCGCUGCCAAGCCCUCCCUCACCACUAUCUGCAAGCCCCAACCCGCCCCAGCCACCAACCUCUCCUUCACCUCCCUCCCCCAGCCCUAGUCCUCCCCAGCCGCCAAGCCUUCCAUCGCCACUAUCUGCAAGCCCCAAUCCACCUCAGCCACCAACCUCUCCUUCACCUCCAUCCCCGAGCCCUGGCCCUCCCCCGCUGCCGAGCCCUCCCUCACCACUAUCUUCAAGCCCCAACCCGCCCCAGCCACCAACCUCUCCUUCACCUCCAUCCCCAAGCCCUGGCCCUCCCCCGCUGCCGAGCCCUCCCUCACCACUAUCUGCAAGCCCCAAUCCACCCCAGCCACCAACCUCUCCUUCACCUCCAUCCCACAGCCCUAGUCCUCCCCAGCCGCCAAGCCUUCCCUCGCCACUAUCUGCAAGCCCCAAUCCGCCUCAGCCACCAACCUCUCCUUCACCUCCAUCCCCAAGCCCUGGCCCUCCCCCGCUGCCGAGCCCUCCCUCACCACUAUCUGCAAGCCCCAAUCCGCCCCAGCCACCAACCUCUCCGUCACCUCCAUCCCCGAGCCCAAAUCCACCCCAGCCACCAACCUCUCCUUCACCUCCCUCCCCCAGCCCUAGUCCUCCCCAGCCGCCAAGCCUUCCCUCACCACUAUCUGCAAGCCCCAAUCCGCCCCAGCCACCAACCUCUCCCUCACCACUAUCUGCAAGCCCCAAUCCACCCCAGCCACCAACCUCUCCCUCACCACUAUCUGCAAGCCCCAAUCCACCCCAGCCACCAACCUCUCCUUCACCUCCAUCCCCCAGCCCUAGUCCUCCCCAGCCGCCAAGCCUUCCCUCUCCACUAUCUGCAAGCCCCAAUCCGCCUCAGCCACCAACCUCUCCUUCACCUCCAUCCCCAAGCCCUGGCCCUCCCCCGCUGCCGAGCCCUCCCUCACCACUAUCUGCAAGCCCCAAUCCACCCCAGCCACCAACCUCUCCGUCACCUCCAUCCUCGAGCCCAAAUCCACCCCAGCCACCAACCUCUCCUUCACCUCCCUCCCCCAGCCCUAGUCCUCCCCAGCCGCCAAGCCUUCCCUCACCACUAUCUGCAAGCCCCAAUCCGCCCCAGCCACCAACCUCUCCCUCACCACUAUCUGCAAGCCCCAAUCCACCCCAGCCACCAACCUCUCCUUCACCUCCAUCCCCCAGCCCUAGUCCUCCCCAGCCGCCAAGCCUUCCCUCGCCACUAUCUGCAAGCCCCAAUCCGCCCCAGCCACCAACCUCUCCUUCACCUCCAUCCUCGAGCCCCAAUCCGCCCCAGCCACCAACCUCUCCUUCACCUCCCUCCCCCAGCCCUAGUCCUCCCCAGCCGCCAAGCCUUCCAUCGCCACUAUCUGCAAGCCCCAAUCCACCCCAGCCACCAACCUCUCCUUCACCUCCCUCCCCCAGCCCUAGUCCUCCCCAGCCGCCAAGCCUUCCAUCGCCACUAUCUGCAAGCCCCAAUCCACCUCAGCCACCAACCUCUCCUUCACCUCCAUCCCCGAGCCCUGGCCCUCCCCCGCUGCCGAGCCCUCCCUCACCACUAUCUUCAAGCCCCAACCCGCCCCAGCUACCAACCUCUCCUUCACCUCCAUCCCCAAGCCCUGGCCCUCCCCCGCUGCCAAGCCCUUCCUCGCCACUAUCUACAGGCCCCAAUCCACCCCAGCCACCAACCUCUCCUUCACCUCCAUCCCCCAGCCCUAGUCCUCCCCAGCCGCCAAGCCUUCCCUCACCACUAUCUGCAAGCCCCAAUCCACCCCAGCCACCAACCUCUCCGUCACCUCCAUCCUCGAGCCCCAAUCCACCCCAGCCACCAACCUCUCCUUCACCUCCCUCCCCCAGCCCUAGUCCUCCCCAGCCGCCAAGCCUUCCCUCACCACUAUCUUCAAGCCCCAACCCGCCCCAGCCACCAACCUCUCCUUUACCUCCAUCCCCAAGCCCUGGCCCUCCCCCGCUGCCGAGCCCUCCCUCACCACUGUCUGCAAGCCCCAAUCCGCCCCAGCCACCAACCUCUCCUUCACCUCCCUCCCCCAGCCCUAGUCCUCCCCAGCCGCCAAGCCUUCCCUCACCACUAUCUGCAAGCCCCAAUCCGCCCCAGCCACCAACCUCUCCUUCACCACCAUCCCCGAGCCCUGGCCCUCCCCCGCUGCCAAGCCCUCCCUCACCACUAUCUGCAAGCCCCAAUCCACCCCAGCCACCAACCUCUCCUUCACCUCCAUCCCCCAGCCCUAGUCCUCCCCAGCCGCCAAGCGUUCCCUCUCCACUAUCUGCAAGCCCCAAUCCGCCUCAGCCACCAACCUCUCCUUCACCUCCAUCCCCAAGCCCUGGCCCUCCCCCGCUGCCGAGCCCUCCCUCACCACUAUCUGCAAGCCCCAAUCCGCCCCAGCCACCAACCUCUCCCUCACCACUAUCUGCAAGCCCCAAUCCACCCCAGCCACCAACCUCUCCUUCACCUCCAUCCCCCAGCCCUAGUCCUCCCCAGCCGCCAAGCCUUCCCUCGCCACUAUCUGCAAGCCCCAAUCCGCCUCAGCCACCAACCUCUCCUUCACCUCCAUCCCCAAGCCCUGGCCCUCCCCCGCUGACGAGCCCUCCCUCACCACUACCUGCAAGCCCCAAUCCGCCCCAGCCACCAACCUCUCCUUCACCUCCAUCCUCGAGCCCCAAUCCGCCCCAGCCACCAACCUCUCCUUCACCUCCCUCCCCCAGCCCUAGUCCUCCCCAGCCGCCAAGCCUUCCAUCGCCACUAUCUGCAAGCCCCAAUCCACCCCAGCCACCAACCUCUCCUUCACCUCCCUCCCCCAGCCCUAGUCCUCCCCAGCCGCCAAGCCUUCCAUCGCCACUAUCUGCAAGCCCCAAUCCACCUCAGCCACCAACCUCUCCUUCACCUCCAUCCCCGAGCCCUGGCCCUCCCCCGCUGCCGAGCCCUCCCUCACCACUAUCUUCAAGCCCCAACCCGCCCCAGCUACCAACCUCUCCUUCACCUCCAUCCCCAAGCCCUGGCCCUCCCCCGCUGCCAAGCCCUUCCUCGCCACUAUCUACAGGCCCCAAUCCACCCCAGCCACCAACCUCUCCUUCACCUCCAUCCCCCAGCCCUAGUCCUCCCCAGCCGCCAAGCCUUCCCUCACCACUAUCUGCAAGCCCCAAUCCACCCCAGCCACCAACCUCUCCGUCACCUCCAUCCUCGAGCCCCAAUCCACCCCAGCCACCAACCUCUCCUUCACCUCCCUCCCCCAGCCCUAGUCCUCCCCAGCCGCCAAGCCUUCCCUCACCACUAUCUUCAAGCCCCAACCCGCCCCAGCCACCAACCUCUCCUUCACCUCCAUCCCCAAGCCCUGGCCCUCCCCCGCUGCCGAGCCCUCCCUCACCACUGUCUGCAAGCCCCAAUCCGCCCCAGCCACCAACCUCUCCUUCACCUCCCUCCCCCAGCCCUAGUCCUCCCCAGCCGCCAAGCCUUCCCUCACCACUAUCUGCAAGCCCCAAUCCGCCCCAGCCACCAACCUCUCCUUCACCACCAUCCCCGAGCCCUGGCCCUCCCCCGCUGCCAAGCCCUCCCUCACCACUAUCUGCAAGCCCCAAUCCACCCCAGCCACCAACCUCUCCUUCACCUCCAUCCCCCAGCCCUAGUCCUCCCCAGCCGCCAAGCGUUCCCUCUCCACUAUCUGCAAGCCCCAAUCCGCCUCAGCCACCAACCUCUCCUUCACCUCCAUCCCCAAGCCCUGGCCCUCCCCCGCUGCCGAGCCCUCCCUCACCACUAUCUGCAAGCCCCAAUCCGCCCCAGCCACCAUCCUCUCCUUCACCUCCGUCUCCCAGCCCUCGCCCGGCGCUUCCCCCAAGCCCUAGGCCUCCAUCUCCGGAUCCACCCCCUGUUCCUGAGCCGCCCAUGGACCCAGUCUCCAUGCAACCCCCCUUCCCUCCCUCCCCUGACGUCACCCCAGCUACUGGCCUGUGUCCGCUGCCGACUGGUGCGGCAUUCUACCCAGAGCCUACGGACGUGCCUGAGGCGGCGUUCAGCGUGUUGCAGAAUGCUGUUGGGACACGGUUUGGGGCGUCCGUGCGCGCUGAGUGUGCGGCGGAUUCGGACUGUACUGCGGUCAAGGUUACGUCAACUGGAGUGGUGGAGCUUAUGGCCGGCGACCUAGGAGCCUUCCAGAAACUUUCGCUGCUGCCGGGCGACGGCGAUGACACCUGCCACGGCAUCUACGUCACCAGUCCACCUGGUCCCACGCAGUUCCUGUGUAUGCCACAGUUACGCGUGCCGGGCACAACGCUAAGCAGCAAGUCAGGCUUCGGCUUGCGGCAAUGUGAGCUGCAAUGCAGGAAGACGGCGGGUUGUGAGGCCGUACUGUACUACCCCAGUUCCAGCUCAGCCUCCGCUACCAUGAAUUGCGAUCUGCUGAGGGGGUUGUUCGGCUCCGAUGCGGCUUCAUCCUACGCUGUGUCCAGCGUAAACAUCACGACAUGCAUUGCCACCUCAGACCCAUGGUUCUGUCUUCCGGACGGCUGGGACAUCGUCGGCUCCAACGUCGGCGAACCGGCGACCCAAUCCAGCGCUGAGGCAUGCGCUGCAGCUUGUUUAGGCACCCCCUACUGCUCCUCCUAUACCUACACGGUUAGCACCGGGGUGUGCAACUCGCGUACACUUACGUGGCGUCCCUCAGGCACGGACGGUGCAACUGGUGUGGCAGCAGAAACAACGCAGAGGUCGUGUGUGAAGACGGCAGCCAACUCGUUUGGAUCUGGAACGGACGCGACUUUCUUCUGGUCGCAUGUCUGCUUCGCUGGCGUGACCCUGGGGGGCUCUGUGGUCGCUACCCAGGAGGAUGUGGCUGUUGCAGAUUGUGCGGACUUGUGCGCUGAGCAUGAUGACUGCACACACUUCCAGCUGAAUGGGAAUGGGGAUUGCGAAGCUAUGAAUGGCGCCUUUGGGGCCGAUGGAGCGGGAAAACUGUCGUACGGACUUAAUGACAACAUUGCGACUACCUGCCUGCGCUCCACAGGCACCUUUGAGUGCCUGGCACCUGGCUACAGUUUCAAGUACAAGUCCAUAAGUAGCGCCCAGGGCGUUUCUACAAUCGACACAUGCGCAGAGUCCUGCCUGGAGGACUCCACCUGCGAGGGUCUGGAGUUUGACUACAGCACCGGAUCCUGCAUUCUCGCAAACAGCAUCUUCUUUGGCAACAGGGGUUCGAACGGCGUGAACACGGCGUCUUCGGCAGCCCACACCCGCCUUUGCUUGCGAACGCCCAACCUGCGGAAGCUAUUCGGGUCCGUCCCAAGCGGACCAUCACCACCUCCCGCUCCGCAGCCGCCGGCAAGCAGCCCUCCAAAACCAAUGCCACCUCAGACGUUGACGCCUUCACCACCUGCGCCCUCGCCUCUGCCUCCCUCACCAAAGCCGCCUGCGCCGGUGCCACCUUCACCCAAGCCGCCCUUGCCGGCGCCACCUUUAUCGCCGCCUCCAAUGCCUUCGCCACCUUUAUCACCACCUCCAAUGCCCUCGCCUCCUGUACCCUCUCCUCCUACGCCCUCACCGCCCGCACCCUCUCCUCCUGUACCCUCGCCCCCCGCACCCUCUCCUCCCGUGCCCUCGCCUCCUGCACCGUCUCCUCCUGUACCCUCGCCUCCCGCACCUUCUCCUCCCACGCCCUCGCCUCCCGCCCCCUCGCCACCUGCACCCUCACCUCCCGUACCCUCUCCUCCGGCACCCUCUCCUCCUGUACCCUCGCCGCCCAAGCCCUCGCCACCGUCCCCCUCUCCGCCUGCGCCUAGCCCUCCUUCACCUCCGCCUCCUAUGCCCAGUCCUCCGUUGCUUCCUCCACCCCCUUCCCCCACACCUCCUACGCCCCCCCCUCCAUCACCCCCGCCUCCGUCACCACUUCCUCCUUCACCGCCGCCCCCUUCCCCUGCGCCUCCUUCCCCAAAACCGCCUUUGCCUCCACCCUCUCCAGCUCCUUCUCCACCACCUAACAUCCUUAACUUCAACUCGCCAAGUCCAAGUUCUCCUCCACCUGUCAUGCUGAUGCCCGAGCUAGCGCUGGAAGCGGGUCGCCCACCCCCGCCUGCUGCCACACCGGACAUCGACCCGCCGGAGAUCACGCUAACUGGGUCCUCCGAGGUUGCCCUCGAGAUCUACUCGACGUACGUGGAGUAUGGUGCUUCAGCUGUAGACCAGCGUGAGGGGCGGGUCGCUGUGAGGAUUGUCGGCGAUGAAGUCAACACGUCGGCUGUGACACCCGUCGGGAAACCUUACACGGUUAUUUACCAGGCAAGCGACUCGGCCGGCAACACGGCCCGGCAGGAGCGGUUGGUUACUGUGUACGACAGUUGCAGCUCCACGGGCGAGUUCCGAUGCCCUGACACGCUAAAGUGUUCCGUCUUUAAAAGCUGCAAGCUGUCUGUGAGCAGCAGCAGCAGCAGCACCGCAAGCGUCACACAAACGGCUUUGGAACGGCCGCCGGACACCAUUCCACCUGUCAUCACGGUUCUCGGUAGCGGCGUCCGCUACGUCACCCCUUCGGGCUCAGCCGGCAUGAUCACCACGGUUCAAGUGGGUGCGACCUUCACAGAUGCGGGCGCCACAGCUACGGAUGAGGUCCCAUCGGCAGGCGGAGCGUCAACGUUCGUCUCAAUGUCCGUGUUUUCGUCUAUCAUGGAUCCAAGCGGCGAAGAAGUAACGGCGGUGUCCACCGCCAACCCGACAGGCAACGACACGAGUAGCUCGGUGCCAUACCUCAUUACCUACUCGGCCAUCGACAGCUCUGGAAACGCUGCGCUUGUUGCCCGUCGACGCGUGUACAUUCUGUGUACGGACCCUGAGUUUGCGUGCCCUCGUGAAGGCGAUACCGACCCAUUAACGUGCAGCACCGGUCGCAUUUGCGGCCUUGUAUCAAGCUCCUCAUCUUCCACAGCCCCGUCCUCGUCGGCGACGUCAUCCUCCUCCUCCUCCACAACGACAACCACAACUAGCGGCAACAGUGACUCGUUGCUGGUACCCAGGUUUACGCUCAACUCUGCCGCAACGGUUGCCGUUGCUCAAGGCGCGUCCUACCCCGUCUGCCGUGAUGGCGUGACGUCGACUUGCGAGCCGGGUGCCACUGCUACUCUUAAAACCUCCGGCGACUUGAACAGUCAGAUCCGAGCAUGCGCAACCGGCGUGCGCAACGCGCAGCCCUUUGAUAUGGUCGGCCUGCAGUACUGCACCAUUGACACUCGUGUCCCCGGCAACUACAGCAUUUCCUUCCACCUAACAUGGCCGUCCGUGGGCGAGCUCAUUCUGUACCGGUACAUCAUCGUACAGGAGCUUUGUGUGGGUGAGCGGACCUGCUCGAAUGGGCGCUGUUCCGUGGAUCAGGCGUGUGAAGACGAGCUGCAGAGCGGGACCAGUAGCAGCGGCACUAGUGCUAGCAGCAGCGGCAGCAGUGGUAGUAGCAUCAGUACGGCAACUGUUACAAACUCAGCACCCACGCUGGUCCUCAACACAUCUUCUGACAUUGUUGGUCUACAGGUGUCCGUUAAGCGUGGUGUAGCAUACCAGCGAUGCACGAGUGGGCAAGCGCCAACGGCAGACAAGCCGUGUGAGACGCUGGGCACAGCAACGGACGCCGAAGAUGGCGACCUAACCAGCAAGAUCGCGUUGUGCCCUCCUGACAACUGCGCCAAGACCCAAUGUCGUGCACAUUGGGCGGAUCGCAAGCAGCCCUCCGAAUGUGGCAUUGACACGGUCAACGCUGCGAUCGGAACCACCUAUUCCCUAAAGCUCGGCGUGUACGACAGCAUGGGGGUCAAUGCAACCGUUGAACGCAUCAUCAAGGUCGUGAGUCCCUGCUCCACUGGUCAAUCUUACUGUGAGGAAACGUCGGCAAGCGGCGAAACGCAGUACGUGUGCAGUGACGUCAGCUGUGAGCAACGUGCGAGCCUGACGGCCCUAGCGGAUGUCGGCACCGUCAGUACGACAACUCCGCCGCGGUUGUUCCUACUUCCUGGAGCUCACGCAGACAAUCUGACACUGUCCGAGGCCAACCAGACCACCUUCCUAGCUUACCGCCAGCCCGCGUCCUUCAGUCUGGCUCCCUGCGCCAGCUUCUCAGACGGCGUGCCAUCGAGUGGCAUCGCCGCCUGUGCUGCCAUUGCCAACGACACCACCGAUGGUGACAUCACCUCGAGCAUCUCAACUACCGUGUCCGCACUAUGCACAUCCACUAGCACGACGACGACGACCUCAGACACCACGAAUGAGUCCACCAGCAGUAGCAGCAGUAGCUCGUGCUACAGCUGCAGCGUGGCAGGGUUCACUACGGGGUCGUGCCUGCCGGGGCGCUACCGCAUCAGCUAUAGCGUGACGAGCUCGAGCGGGCUGACCACCACAGAUACCCUGGAUGUUGCUGUGGAGCAGCUCACUACUACCGUAGCAGAGCUGAGUCUCUUCCCCAACCAGACAGCCGCCGGCUCCAGCAACUUUACCUUUGCCCAAGCGUUCGCAGUCAGCCUCGCCAGCAAUGCAACAGUUCGCAACAGCGUCCUGCCGCCAGCUCUGCAGGUCUUCGGUAUCACUGCAGCCAGCAUCCGCUCGCUGUCCUUGUUGGGAGCUCCUGAGGUCUUGUCGUCAGCCAAUUCCUCGACCGGUGGCUCCUCCACCGCAUAUUAUGUCGUGAAGGUGAGCGUCAACGUCACCACGGGCUCUUCAGACUUUAUGGACACUUCCAGUGUUACGUCGGCAGCAGCCACAAGGCGCAGAUACCGUGCCCGCCGCAGCCUUCUCGCGAGCUCGACGGCUGAGCCGGGCUUGAGCGGUAGCACGGAGGGACGAAUCCUGGAGCUCUUGCCUGUCGGUGAUGAACAGGAUUCGUUUGUGUACGUAGCUGCAAGCAGUCCUGGCGUCGUUAGCCAACAGUUCGCCGUUGAUGAGCAGGAUUUGGAUGAGGGUUACGAUGAUAGCACUGAGGCUUCAGCCGCUUACGAGGAUUUGAGUCAGAACCACGCAUCACACCAGGGUUCAGCAAAGGGCAUUGGCAACCACCAGCCGCAAGCCCUGGGAGCUCGUGCUAUGCUGCUUCAUUCCAUUGCUCAAGGUCUACUGGGCCUUCCUUUUGGCACGUUGAAAAACACAACGGAUGGUGCUGGACGCCGAGUGGCUCUGGAGACCUGGAAGAAUGCUGGUGACCCACGGAUCUCUCCGUUUGCACCUACAAUUGCUGGAGAAGGCAGCGUUUUGGCCGCUCUGUACGAUAUCCGGGACCGAGUAGACCUGGCGCUGCGACUGCUGUCAACCGUACAAGUCAAUGAUGUCUACGUCGACCACCAACAGCCCACAGCCGCUGGUAGUACGGCAGCUGCGGCCACGCACACUAUCAUUCGCCGGGUGCUGCAGACCACCAGCAGCAGUAGCAACAGCAGUAGCAGCUGCGGCUCAGCGGUAGCCGCGAACACUUCAGUAGCUGCUUUCACAAGUGGUGUGGCAAGCGUAGGCAAUGUCAGCAACAGCUGCGCAAGUCCGGCAGCAGACUCGACGAGUGUGGCGAUGGGGGUGAUAGCCGGUGCUGUCUCGGACUUGGAUCGUCUGGCGAAGCAGAUGUCAGAGCAGGAGACGUCUAUGAUAUCGCUCCUUAGCGGCCUGAAUGACAAGUUCUCUGCCAAAGAUGAGGUCUACCGCGCAGCAAUUGCCGCCAUGUCAGACAACGCAGUCGCUGUGUUUAAUGCGAUUAGCUCCAAGUCGCAAGAGGCCCUGGACUUGCUGGAUAAAACGCUGGCUGCGCAGGUGGCCAGCGCGGCUGCACUAGCAACCACGCUGGGACUGAUGCAGUCCACGCUGAACGAGGCCCAGGCUGCAACCACUAGAGCUGUCAUCACCGCUGCCACCAUCCUGGAGGGCCUGGGCGACGAGUACGCCUUCUACUCCACUGAAUCAGACUACGCAUCCUACAGCAAUUGCCUCUUUGCACGCGGCCAAGAAGCUGGCUUUGCCUUCGUCACCAGCUGGGCUGCGGCCGCCGCUGGGGAUUCAUCCUUCUACACGGCGUCAGCGGCCGCACUUUCAGCGGCAGCGAGUCGCCGUCGGCAGCUGUUGCUCCAUAUGCAAGGGAAAGCUCCUGUCAGCAGCAAGGACGACCAUGGGGAGGCUCUGCGUUCUGGUAAAACUGUGAAUGCAGUUUUCAGCGGUGGAAUGGAGGGGUGCGGUUGGUCGUCUUCGGUGCUGAAGCUGAUGCCGCAAGUGCUCCGGCGUGCCCUGGUGUCAGCUAUGAAGCCCUGGCUGUCACCGGGAGCUUUUGGUGAGGCGGCUUCGCGUUGGCUGGCUUGUGGCGGCAGCAGUCAGGAUGACGACGUGCAUGCCAGCCCGUCCUCAACAGUGGCAGGCGUUGAGGAGCGAACUGGCGACGAGACCCAUCAGCAGAGCAGCGAACAUGGUAUGUCACCGCACAAGCGCAUCCGUCGGUACAGUCCCGCGGGACCAGAGCCGCUUCACACGGAACGGGCUACCUCCGAUACCUCCAACGCUCAUGCCGACAAUGGCAGCGACGACCGUGACCAUGAACCGGGGGUGGCUUCUUCCCGCAUGUUGAUUAGCGACUCUGGCAGCAAGAACAGGACCUUUAAUGGAAGAAACCAGUACGUUUUUACCCAGUUUGAAGGCUAUGAUCUGCCCAGUGGUCAAGGCUUUGACUACAGUCUUUGGGAAGUACGCAAUGUGGACCGAGCUCGCUUCGCUGGGCUGCAUAACAAGGUGCUUGUGGGGCUGCUACUGCAUCAGGUCCGACGGAGUGGUAGAGAGCUCCGCGGGACGUCCGGCGUGGAUGGGCGAAUAUGCCGUUCAAGCAGCUAUGACCACUUGGUUGUGGGUUGCGACUCUGACACGUCCAAUGACAACCGUACACCUAAUUCUGGUGACCUGGGCGGUAUCGGCAACGACCCGGUAUUCAAUCGUCAUAGUGAGCUUUACGCCAGCUCCGCCAUUGCUGGCGACUUUUACAACACCUCCACGGGCUCUCCGGAGCUGAACGCGGCUGGACUGCCGUACGGUUUCUACCACGAGCCCCUGGAGCAAUUCCCCGCUGGUUACCCCGUGCUGCUGGACACACGCCUGUCAGCGCAGCGGGCGCAACAGGCCAUCACCUUUGUGCGGGAUGGCGGCUACCUGUCAUCGACAUUCACAAAGUCGCUUCGGGCUCAGCUGGUGACGUACAACCCGAACGCCCAAGUCUUUGGCUACUGGCGUGUGGACUUCUCCUGGUUGGACAGCGGGGUCAUUGACGCCAAGGCGCGGCUGCUGGGCCUGCCCGCCAUCAGCUACGGGGAUUCCAUAGUUAACAUGAAGAUAUCUCGUUUCCUGCCGGACUUCUUCUUGGUACUACUUGUCAUUGGCUACUUUGCCAUGACAGCGUACGAUAUCUACAAACAGCUGCGUGUGCAGAAGCUCAAGCAUGCCCUCGCACAGCGCCGGAAGGCCUGGGGUGCUGCUGCCGCCUUUGCAAAUGCAGCGGGAUUCAACUUGGGCGGCCGAAACCGCGUGCUGCCGGGCGAGGUUGCUAACCAAGAAGACGAGGCUCAUGGCAGUGACUCCAGCAGUGAUGACGAUGAUGAUAACGCUCCGCAUGCAAAAAGCAAAGCACCUGUUCGGAGCUUCCGUACCGGGGUGCGAUACAGGACAAAUGUCCAUGAGGGCAACCUCCGCAAAUACCAUCCUCGCAUGGACAUUAAAUGGGUUCUCUAUGAGGCCACGAUCUGUGCCUUCAUGGCUGCAGCCAUUGGCGUAUUCUACACCUACGCCGUGCGCCUGUCCGUUCGUGAUGACUUCACCUCGCGUUUCGACGUUUACGAUGCCGACACCUUCGCUCCUGCCCGGUACUUCUUGCUGCGUCGCCAAGACAGCAGCACCACGGCCGCAGCCGCCUCAUCGCCGUCAUUUUCAGCGACGGCGAGUAGCACAGCCACCACCACGGCCAGUGAAGAUGCGCCCUCGGCUGGCCAGGCGCUCCGUUGGGCGCUACCAGCCGACUAUCAGCCCAUUAACGACGCGGGUGCUAUGUAUGCGCGCGUAGACUCCAUGUACAGUGCAUUGGUGACGUACACCUUCCUGCAGAGUCUCGUGCUGGCCAUGGUGGUCCUGCGCUGGCUGCACUACCUGUCCUUCCAGCCGCGCCUCUCCAUCAUUGCAGGCACCCUGGCGCUAGCCCUACCCGACCUGCUGCACUUUGCAGCGGGAGUGCUCAUCUGCAUCGCAAUGUUCGGAGCGGCAGCGUGCGUUGUGUUCGGCACGGGGGUGGCACAGCUGUCCAGCGGGGGUGAUGCGCUGUACCUGAUGCUGAAGUACGUACUGCUUAAGGACGACGGGCGAGUUUUCAAGCACCUGCUCGGGAAUUCGGUGUCUAAAUCGGGCUUGGAGUGGGCGUUGGCGGGACUGCUGUACGUGCUGGCGCCGUUGUUCUUUGUCUACGUGCUCUCCAACUUUAUCCUUGCAUUCUUGGUGUGGCCCUUUGGCCAGCUCAAGGUUGCGGUGACAGGUCAGCCUGGCGUACCAGAGGACCUGUCUCGUAUCCUAGGCUGGUACUGGCAGCGCUUCAGCCGCAAUGCACCUAAGAACAAGUUAAUGCUGACAUGGCUACAGGCCUGGUUGGCUCCGCCUAACCAGCGCAGCGUCCUGUAUAGGCUGCAACACUCUGUUGCCAACUUCCGAGCCACGAUCAGCGCGUUUAGCAACAUUGCACCCGGACGUCGCAACCUUUUCGGCUCCGUAGCUGCCAGCUCCACCUCCUCCGCUAAGGCGCCGUUUUCAGCCUCCGCCGCCAGCAACACAACCAGCACGAGCUUAGGCCCUUCCUUGUCAUCAUCCGCUCCGAUUACCGCCCAGCCGCCGGGCGCUACUUCGGGUCUUUCCGCCGUCCCCCGCCCGUUAGCCAACAACGGCUGGAGCCGCCUGAAGCCUCGUGUUAGCGUUAAGGAAGACACGGCCGCGGCUUCGAUUACCCCGGAAGCCACCACCGUCACCAAGGCGACGGGCUCAACAGGUAGCCUGGCAUACACCACCUCCCAACCAUGGGGCAGCAGGCCAGGGUCCCGGCAGGGAUCUAGCCAGCAGCCAUCUCGCCACCGCUCCAUCCUGAAAAUGGCCAACAGCCGGCGACCGCUGGACUGUGAUGCCAUCCAAGUGGCCCUUCAGACCGUUUCACGCGCAAGAUUGAUGUCCGCGGCACCCACAUCCGCAUCAGCGACGCCACAGCGGGCAUCACAGCAGUCUAUAUCAGCCUCAGGCGAUGCCCCGCCGCCCUUGGACUGCAAGGUCACCCCCCGGGGGGGGCUGCUGCCACUACCCCCCAUGCCUCCGCCACCACUUUCCGGCAGCGGUACGCUGAAGGGGGGCAGCAUCGGAGACGCAGCAGGAGGUGGUCUGGGGAAAACUUUGGGAAAGCAGCCCUCCUGGAGGUCUUCGGGCUCAGAUGUCAAGGGUCGAAAUAUGUCAGGAACGACAGCAACUAGUCUCGGUGGAUUAAGCAGCGGCUCUGGGGGCUUGGGGACGAAUCUAGGUUUCCCGGUUGACAGCGCCGCUGGCAAGGAUGAAGGCUACGGCAGCGGCACCGUCCGUGGCAGUGGCAGCGACAAACUGCUGAUGCCAGAGAAUCGGCGGGUCAACCCUGAGGCGCUGAUAAGUCCCAUUGGCAGUAAGAUGUCGCUGUUGCGGAGUGGGCUGUCACGUACGGUCCUGGCCAGUGUUGGACGCCCAGCGCACAGGGUCGCGCCCGGCGAUGCUGCUGAGACUGGCGCAGCACCCGAAGUGCUGGUGGAUACGGUGAUGGCAAACCUGCUGGCUAGGUUUGGACACAAGGCAGCGUCCACAGGAACUGCUGUGGCCUCAACUGGCGGUCUUGAGGGUCUUGGAGAAGCAUCUGCAAAGAAAAGUAAACCAGGGGAUCGUGGCGGGAAGCUGCCGCGGCGACGGUUUACUAAUCCUGAGGGCACCGCCCUCAGCGGCCUGCGGGAGGGCGAUGUUUCCGCUGCUGCUGCUGUUGCUGCCUCAACCAGCGACGCAGAAGGAGCCCAGGCACAGAGGGGCAGCGAACCUGGCGCCUUUGCUGCUGGCAGCACCGAAGGUGCUGCUGCGCCGCGCUCACGUCUUCUACCUAUUACAGCACCCCACACCUUUACUCUUGGCGCCGGUAAGCUGCCGGCCCCUGCUGACUCAUGGGCUGUACGGCGGCCUGGAAGCGGCAGCGGCAGCCGACCAGGGUCCCAAGGCCUGCCGGACUACCCGUCUGCAAAGUCGCGGAGCGAGGCUGGUGGCAGUGCUGGUCAAAGCGGAGGUCUUGGUGGUGUUGAAGACAGCAGCCGCAGUGACGGCCAUGCAUCCGACUUUCACCUCCCCAACGUGCUUCAUGACAUCAGUGAGACGGGCAUCAUGGAGGGCGAAGACGUGGAGAUUAGCGCAGCAUAUAACAUUGCAGAGCUGGUCUGCCCAAGCCCAGGGCUCUCCCCUAGUUCUGCAUCUCGAGGUGCGUCUGCCAAUGGCUUUGUCCUCUGCAGCAGCCCUGGAGCAAUGCUUGCUGCCCGGGCAAUCACAAGGAGCAGGCUGGCAUCACCCUUCACUGUUCCUGGCGGUGGCAAUGAGCGCAGCGGCCUCCAAGUCCUGUCACGUAAGGGCACGCUGUCAGUUUCAAGCACGCCUAGCGGAAGGAGUAGCAGAGUGGGCAGGCAGCUUUCCGCAUCCCUGUUGUCUGCACCUCUGCAGCUGCCUGCGAAGCACGGAAGCAUGCAGGCGAUGCCACCAAGCCGCUGGUCUCCUACGCAGAAUCAGACCGAGGAUCCUGCUACGCGACAGGCCGCUGGCAAAGGAAGGCCCGACAAGCUGAACAGCGCACCUGCUUCGGAUGUGCCUAUGACGCUUGGGUUCAGAGCACCCGCACGUGCCAGCACUGAUUGCAUUCCUGUGGCGUCUCCUGUGGAAUCUGGCCCACAGCCAGAGCGCUCUUCCCUGGAUUUGGAAUCCUUGCAAACUCACACGGCAGGGGCUUCACCCAAGAAGUCUCAGACGGCACCGGUUGGCGUCCUCAUUUGUGGUGAAGAUGGUGACAGUGAGGACGGCGCUACUGCUGAGGACUAUGUUGUACCGGCUCCCCGGAAAACGAAGGCCUGGCCAACCAUGCGCUUUCAACCAGCCGAAGCAGCGGUUGGCUCACCCAUCCGGCGUCAUCAGCUGCAGCCCUUUGGAGCAGAUGUUGCGCUGCAGGAUGCGAUAGGCGAGGAAGGAGAACAGGGAGACAAGGAGGACAAGGAGGCCAGCAGGAUGGAAGUCAGUCCCACUUCACGGGCUACUCCACGGGCCAGCGCAGCGCUAGAUCCCGCUGACAGGCAGAGCAGGACUGGCGGUACCACAAUCAGUGGCCCUGGGCCUGUCGCAGAAGGUAUGGAGGAUCCAGCAGCAGCAGCGGUGGUGGCGACGUAUGGGGAGGACUCCGGCGGUCAGCGCUCGCAGUUGCUGGCUGCGCUUGGCCCGCAUGCGGCACCAGCCAAGCUGACGAGGAAACGGCUCGACGGUGCCCUUGCGGUGCACAUGGUUGCGACAAUUGAAGCACUGACAGUGCACCUCAACGCCAUGCUAGCCCAACUGCUAAUGGCUGUGCGGGAAAUUGAGGACAUGUCGGGGCUCAUAAGCAGCCUCCUAGCGGCAGCCCGAGCCACCCAACAUCUACACGACCGUUCUGCUACCGCAGCUGCCCUUCGCGAGGCUGUCAGCCGCUACCUUCGUGGGGCCAAGCUGACACCUCCCCUGGCACGGCCACCGGAGCUGGAGCUGCCACUUCCAGUCCUGCAACUGCCUGCUGGCCUCGUCAAGCUGCAGCAACAGCGGCGGCAGAAGGGGCUUUUGCGUGCGCCUGCGGCAACAGCGGCGGCGGUCGCAGCGGCUCCACGGCUGCCAGCCUUAACAACUGCUGCUAAGACGGCCGCGGUUGGAAAGAAAAGUCUCAUACAGCGCACGCGGAAUGGGGCAGGUGCUGCUGCCUCAGGUGGAUUAGCAGGAACGAAGCAGCAGGACAAUGCUGGCGACACCGGCGUUUUGCUGGCACUUGCGGCAGCGGCUGUGGCCAGCCGUGGUGGCAGCCUGAGUUUAAGUAGGGCGGAGGGGGCGGCAGGCUCUGCAGGAGAGGCGACAGCCGCGGCUGGUGAUGCAGCGACGGGGCGUGCGAGGAGUCCUUCUAUUACGACAAAGCAGCGGCGUGGCUGGGCGCCACGAAGGAAGGCGCUUGUGGCAGCGGAGGCGCGGCAGCAAACGGCGGAGCAAGGCCAACUGGGAGAGGAUGACGACGGGAUGGCGACUACGGCGUUGCCUGGGGACCUCAACUCCUUUACUGUUGUUGGGAACACGGCUGGCAAGAAGUCAUUUUCACGCCUUGCCCCUCGGCCUACAACUGCGGAUGCUUUUACGGCUCUGCAGCCGAACCGAAUAAGCUGUGCCAUGGUUCUGAACGUGGACGAUGCUACAGCUGUUGAAACGUACGUCGGCGGGGCUGACAGCGUGCCGGCCUCUACACGGCCUUCGGCAGUGGCACCACCUGCUGCCGCUGAGGCGGCGGCGGCUUCACGUGCUGUUGCUGGGGCGCCGUCAGGCAGGUGCGUUGUGGUGGAUACGCUUCUCGAUGGUGGCAAGGAUAGCAGUAGCACUGCUGCCAUUACCGGUGGGACGAAUGCUGUGCCCGAUUUUGGGAGUUCCCCCACGGCGUCAUCCCCUUCCGUCCGGAAGUGGCCGAAUCUGGAGGCUGCAUGGGACGAUGAGGAGAAGCAGGGCAACGGUGCCGCGGGAGAUGCUGGUAAAGAGCUGUAGGGUACACUGCUGCCUAUGUAUGUAGGCUGCGUUAUUUUUGGAUUACUGCAAAAGUACUCGAGAGGGUAAUGGUUACUGGGAGCUGGGAAAGGCCGAUAGAUAUAUCGUUGUUUGUGUUGGUGGUAUGGGUAGCUCAGGGUGGAUUAGGUUCGUUGUCUUGAUACUUCAUGCACGGAUGAGGAUGGAUAGUUUAUGACACGUGGGGACUUGUGAGAUGUUCUGUCAUUGUACACGCCCCUCGGCGCAUGCGGCACGAUGCAUGUGACGCCGGGAGGGCAGUCGGGCCGGGAUUGGGUUUAAGAUGCUAAUAUAUAGUAACGGAAUCCUUUUAUUACAUCUUUAGUGUCAAGCACAGCCUAGGUGGGUUACCGCUGUCAGGUUACCCACCACAGCAUUUUGUUGUGCGGAUUGCAUGGAAACGUGCGCUUGUAUGGCCUUGGCCCACUCGCAGCGUGUGGAAGUUGAUGUAUUGCUUUUGAGUUAUUAUGUAGCGACGGCUUUGUACUUCUCGAGUGCUCAGGCGUACUUGGUGGUUCAAGUCUACCUAAGACCCUACAUGGCUUAUGUCUGGCGUGUUGGUUGUUUAGUUUGGAGGGCAUGUUAACAAGCAACGACCGCUUAGGUCUCGCUUCAUCACGACUACCGCAGGCAUUGUGAACGAGCAUGGCUUUGUUUCAGUUGACGGUUAGUAGACUGUUGGGAUGUUUGGACGUUUUACGUUGUCUCCUUCCGCAACCGCAAGCUCCCUGCUGAAUCCUGGAUGCAACAUGUACAUGCGCAACUGGUUUCGGUGCACUCCGACAACCAAAGUGUGGGGUUGCUAGGUGAAACACCGACCUUUACGAAAUCCUGAACGCCUAUCUACUGCAUGCGUGGCAGGUUGGUGCUGGUACGAACCACACGACAUGUGGCACGUGGUGGUUAGCGACGGUUUACGACAUUUCACGGAGCAUAAUAAUAAUUUUGUGGGCAUUGAUGUCCCUGACGCCGUACAUGGUUUGCGACCGCUCACAUGGCUUUGUGUUUAGCUGUGAAGUAUUGUAGCGUGCUAGCUCGAACCGACGUUUACCAGGUGCGUCUGGCGGCACUAGUUUGCGUGAGUGUCAUGCGUGUUAACACUUAGGGCUUGUUGUUGUCGGGGCGGUGCGGUACGCUUACGAUGCCCAUAGAGGGCGGAAGUCCCAUAACAGCGUGUGUGUAUGGAGAGCGUGCGAAUGAAUGGCUUCGGGGGGGAGAUUUACCAAGCCCAGAUUGGUUGAAAUGGACAGAUUUUGUCUGGAACCCUAAUCUUCAUGCACUUUGCAGGACUACAGAGAGCUAUUUGUUUCAAUGAAUGACUAGCAAACGUGUGGCUUUUUAGUGUGGGGCCGGGGAAGCUCACGCCUGCAAUUGCUCCACGCUGUGAACGCCAUUCUGGGUAAUCCCCAUGGCGCUCAUAUUGUCGCAGUGCGGUUAGGGCAAACGUGUAAUUGUGUCAUCAGUUGUGUCGCGAUGCAAUGCACCAAACAAGUAAGGG